Molecule: messenger RNA, 1020 nt
Organism: Impatiens glandulifera
Lineage: Eukaryota; Viridiplantae; Streptophyta; Magnoliopsida; Ericales; Balsaminaceae
Product: prosaposin-like
Exons: 6
Coding region: 157-861 (234 amino acids)
Biological process (GO): sphingolipid metabolic process
Cellular component (GO): lysosome
Source: RefSeq, a predicted model, not a curated record
UUUGGUGGUCCGUCGCUUUCAAGUGAAACAAAUACCUUCCCUCCUUGUAUAUAGGGCAAAGGCCAAGAACGAACGAAGCAAAAUCAGCAUUCUUUCUUUCUUGCGUCAAUCAAACCCAGAAAAGCUUUUCUCAUCAUCGUCUCUAAAGACAUAAUCAUGGAUUCAUCUCCCUUCCUUGUUCUUCUUUUUCUACUCUUGAGCUUUUUCUGUGUAUCUAAUGCCAGAGAACUAAAAACUACCCAUUCUACAUCUGUUUAUGAUGAUUCAGGUUUAGAAAUCAACCGGAAGCCUAAUUUAUGCUCAUUGUGUGAAGAAUAUACUGCAGAGGCAGUUCUUUACAUUUCUCAGAACAAGACACAGACUCAGAUCAUUGAAACCCUACACAAAUCAUGUUCUCGCAUGCUUACUUUUGAGAAGCAGUGCAUAACAUUGGUGAACUAUUAUGCACCCAUCUUCUUCUUGGAGCUACAAACAACACAACCUAAAACCUUAUGCCAGAAAUUCAAUCUUUGUCAAGAAGAAAAACAAGUAAUGGUUGUUUAUCAACACCUUCGUGAGGAUAAGUGUGAAAUCUGCCAACAUGUAAUAUCAGAAGCUCGAACUAAACUAAAAGAUCCCGACACUCAGUUGGAGAUUAUUGAAGUGCUUCUCAAGGCAUGUAAUUCUAUCAAGGGACAAGUGAAAAAGUGUAAAACAAUGGUGUUAGAGUAUUUACCGCUGAUCCUUGUCAAUGCCGAGCAUCUUCUCGAGUCAACAGAUAUCUGUAAAACAAUGCACGUUUGCCCUUCAUCGUCAUCCAUCAUCAUUAGGCAAGCAGCACCAUUAAUGGAAGAUAAAACAUCUGUUGUCUCUGUAUUGUAAAACAAUGCAUGAAUAUACAGCCUCUGAAAAAGAAGAACAGUGUGUAUUUUGCUUGUACAAAAAUAAGAUUCACAUUUGAAAAUACUCUACCGUUGUGUUGUUUAUCUAAUACAUUUUAAAAUUUAUGAAGUUCAACAAUUACUCACUAGUUUUGUGUGA